Juglans regia (Persian walnut) is the source of this 1334-nucleotide messenger RNA. Its product is annotated as CBS domain-containing protein CBSX1, chloroplastic-like. The record is from RefSeq and is a predicted model, not a curated record. NCBI's taxonomy places the organism in Eukaryota, Viridiplantae, Streptophyta, Magnoliopsida, Fagales, Juglandaceae. The transcript is spliced from 8 exons. The coding region runs from base 199 to 915 and encodes 238 amino acids.
AAAAGUAUUAAAUGUAAAACGUGAUCAGCCAUCCGUACAUAUACGUAACUGCUCUGGCGUUCUGGAACUCCCUUUGCAGAAUCCGAGUCCGAUCCUCCAUCUCUUUCUGCGUCUCUACUUAUACAUAUCCGGAAUCUCAACAGGAAAAAGAUCAAAAAACAAAUAAAAUAAAGCAGAGGGUUGGAGACGGGACUCACCAUGGGGUUGAUCACUCUCUCACCGUGUGCCAGCUCCGCUGUUCUCCAUUCUCACCCUCGCUUACCUUCUGAUCUACUUUGCUCUUACCCUCGCUGCCCCCCCAGAUCACCUCUGCCUCUCCCUACUUCUCUCUCCAAACGAUUCUCUUUACAACUUUACCGCCGCCCUUCCGCACUCCAAGGGCCCGCCGUCGGCUUCACCAACUCCGUGCCGCCUGGAAGUGAAACAUACACAGUAGGUGAUUUUAUGACAAGGAAGGAGAAUUUACAUGUUGUGAAACCAACAACAAGUGUUGAUGAAGCAUUGGAGGCUCUCGUGGAGAAGAGAAUAACUGGCUUUCCAGUGAUUGAUGAUGACUGGAAAUUGGUUGGUGUCGUUUCAGACUAUGACUUGUUAGCACUCGAUUCAAUAUCAGGUGGCAGUCAAAGUGACACAAGUGUGUUUCCUGAUGUCAAUAGUUCAUGGAAAACAUUCAAUGAGAUACAUAACCUACUAAAUAAAACUAAUGGCAAGGUUGUCGGCGACUUGAUGACACCUGCUCCACUUGUUGUUCACGAAUCCACCAAUCUGGAAGAUGCUGCUAGGUUGUUGCUUGAAACAAAAUUCCGCCGAUUGCCUGUGGUAGAUGGUGAUGGUAAGCUGGUUGGAAUAAUAACCAGGGGAAAUGUUGUUAGAGCUGCUCUUCAGAUAAAACAUGCCGGCGAAAAGUCGGCUUAGUUGAGAAGACUACUGUUGGAACUACUUUGCUGGUGCAGUCUUUGAAUCGCAUUGAUGCAUCGUUCUUUUGGCGUCACUGUGGUGCUCUCUUAUUAUGGGUUCGUUUGGAGGGGGCUUUAUAAUUUUGUUUGUCCCAGUUAUUUGCUGCCCUAGUACAGCAUUUAGAUUUUUUUUUUUUUUAAGUGACUGAUUGAUUUCUUCUUCUGUUAUACACUGGGGGGUAUAGGUAGCUUGCGCCUGUAAUUAUCAGUUUAUGUUCUUUGUUAUAUAAAUUGAGAAAGAUUGGCUAGAGGAUUGGAUUUGACUUGGUGCAGCCUAAGCUGACAUUGUGGUCAGUAUUUUGAUGUAAUUUAUAUUCAAACAGUCAAACUCUUGUGAAAGUAUAAAUAUUUGUUAAGCCCAUAACAUUAUAAAUUGAA